GCAUCAAGCGCUUUCAAUGUGGUGCCAGCUUCUGCGAUGAUGGAGUUGUUUUUGGCGCAGGAUUGCGAAAUUCACAAGCGCAUCUUCGGACAGAACGGGGUCAAGCAGUUUCAGGCGAUUCGUGAGAUCCUGCUCGCGGGUGACACCAACCGCCUAGUUGCAGAGCUGACCUUUGCCACGUGGCCUCCUGGAGCUGCGGGGUUGAGACUUCCAAGAUUGUUUGAGGGAGUCAGGGUAGAUGGAGUCAGGUGGACCAUGACAUAG
Symbiodinium pilosum is the source of this 264-nucleotide messenger RNA. The record is from the annotation of a GenBank genome assembly. NCBI's taxonomy places the organism in Eukaryota, Dinophyceae, Suessiales, Symbiodiniaceae.